Molecule: messenger RNA, 1158 nt
Organism: Plasmodium cynomolgi strain B
Lineage: Eukaryota; Apicomplexa; Aconoidasida; Haemosporida; Plasmodiidae
Product: merozoite surface protein 7
Exons: 1
Coding region: 1-1158 (385 amino acids)
Source: RefSeq, a predicted model, not a curated record
AUGAGAAGAAUCAUUGGGCCGAUCUGUUGUCUUUUGCUGUUUCUGUUCUGCUGCGCGUCGUCGGAAAAGUUGGGCACCCAUAAGAAGAAAAAAUUGGAGCAGGAAGCGAUGCAUGCGUUGAUGAAGAAGCUGGAAAAUCUGUAUAGACUCAGCGCGACGAAUAACAGCGAAGUUUUGAACAAAGAAAUUGAGUCGUUGAAAAAACAGAUUGACCAGUUGCACCAACAUGGUGGAGUAAUCGAAGGGGAAAAUCUAGGCCAUCUUCUAGAAAGCGAAGCAGCCAACGAGUCAACCAAGAAGACCAUUUUCGGCAUGGACGAAGAUGACCUGGAUAACUACGAUGUGGACUUUACAGGACAGGGCAAAGGAAAAAUUAAGGGGCAAGCAGAUACAGGCCAGGGCGCUCAGGAAACUACUGGCAACUUGGCGGCGCAAGCCGGGGGUGAAGCAUCUGAUAGGGGUGGCCAACAACAGCAACCAGCAAGACCCAGCGGGUCAGAUAGUCCAGGGGGCGUAGUAGAAGGAGGUUUGGUAAAUGUCAAUACACUUCAAAAUGUACCAGUUCAUGUGCAAUCCUCAAGAAAUGGGCCACAAACUACGGAUCCCCAGCCAGGGCCAGUAGCAAAUCCAUCAGAAGGGCAACGUGCAAAUGAAACCUCACAAGGAGUCGAAGGCGAACCAACGGUAGGACCAGCUGUAAUUCCGCAACCAACAUCGACAGUGACUACACCAGAACGCACCUCUAACUCAAACGAUGUCAAAAUUAAGUACAUGGAUAAGCUGUAUGAUGAUAUUCUAAGUACCUCUGGCAAAACCAACGAGAUCCACAUACCACUUUAUCACAGCAAAUACAACACGAUACGGAAGGAUUACGAACUUAGCAUGAAACCUGUAGAAUACCAAAUUGUGAAGAAUUUAUUUAAUGUCGGAUUUAAGAAAGAAGGGGAAUCUUCAGCUGCUAAUUCCCUGACGGAAGUUUUUAAAAAAGUCUUAGUAGAUGAAAAAUUUCAAGACGAAUUUAACAACUUUGUGCACGGGCUGUAUGGAUUUGCUAAGAGACACAACUAUUUAGGUAAUAAACGACUUGAGAACACGACAGUCGACUCCGAUCUGCUAAAGAACGCCUUCAGCUUGAUGAACACUCUUGAGGUGGCGUAA